AUGGAACAAUUAACAGUAUCGGAAAGAUUUAAAUUAGCUUCUGGUCAAUAUGAAGAGAUUUUAAACUCACCUGAUAGACAGGACUCAAUUGAAUAUCAGACUUCACUUACAAAUUUAAUAAAAGAAUUUGAACUAAUAUUAAAAAUCAUAAAUUCAUUAUCAUUAUUUAGUGAUAAUGAAGAAUUAAAAGAAUUAUCAACCUCAUAUAUUCCCUAUUUGAACAUUUGGUUUUAUUUAUCACAACUAUACUCAAGAGUGCUUAAAAAAAACAAUAAUAUAUCAAUUGACAAUAAACCUGAAUUUCUACAGGUAAGUAAAUCAUAUUUAAUUGAAUUUUUAACUAAUUUAAAGAAUUAUCAAUUAUUAGACAAAGAUGAAGAACAAAAAUUAAAAUUAAUAGAUGAAGGAGAAAACAUACAGAUAUCACCACAAUUGAAGAGACAAGAAAAAAUAGACAAUUACAAGAAAGAACAACAAUUAAAAGAAAAGAUUAAAUUGUUUCAAGAAAUGAAAGAUGACUCAAAGUCAAAUGCCGACGAUGAAACUGAGAGAAGCAUAUAUAUAAAUCAAUUAAAGUUCAAUUUACUCAAGUCAUUCGAGUUUAUAGAUUUAUUGAACAUGGAGAUUCAAGUACUAAAAAAUAAGCCACAACCAAAAUUACAAGAAAUCAACGAAGAUGAAUUAAAUGACGAUAGAAUUAAAUCGAAAGACCCCACUGGAUUUACUACAAGAGUUGAAAAACUCCCCAAAAAUCAAAUCUCAGAUUUAAUUUCAAAACAAGGUAAAAUUCUCCAACCAUUUACAAUAACAACAAAAGAAAAAUUAAAAAAUAGAGUAUUUGGAACUGGUCAAGUUUUACCAUCAAUGACAGUUGAAGAAUAUUUAGAUUAUGAAUUAGCAAAUGGAAAAUUAAUGAAAGAAGAAGUUAAAGAUCCUAUAAAAGAUGAUGAAAAUUAUGAAAGUGAAGAAGAUGAUGAAGCUCAAUUGGAAAAAAGAAGAUGGGAUGAUUGGAAAGAUGAACAUCCAAAAGGUGCUGGUAAUAUGAAAGCUAAUAUUGGAUAA
Lodderomyces jiufengensis is the source of this 1062-nucleotide messenger RNA. RefSeq lists its product as uncharacterized. The record is from RefSeq and is a predicted model, not a curated record. The coding region runs from base 1 to 1062 and encodes 353 amino acids. Gene Ontology annotation, molecular function: protein phosphatase 2A binding. NCBI's taxonomy places the organism in Eukaryota, Fungi, Ascomycota, Pichiomycetes, Serinales, Debaryomycetaceae. Gene Ontology annotation, biological process: regulation of dephosphorylation; regulation of signal transduction. The transcript has a single exon. Gene Ontology annotation, cellular component: cytosol.